Dioszegia hungarica is the source of this 693-nucleotide messenger RNA. RefSeq lists its product as uncharacterized. NCBI's taxonomy places the organism in Eukaryota, Fungi, Basidiomycota, Tremellomycetes, Tremellales, Bulleribasidiaceae. The record is from RefSeq and is a predicted model, not a curated record. Bases 1 to 693 code for a protein of 230 amino acids. The transcript has a single exon.
AUGGUGAUGCGUGGAUGUCCGGAAACGCUCGACGACUUUGAGGCUUACGACCGGUCUAGGCUUGGAUCCCAACUGCAAGAGGAUCUAUUCGACGCAGCGUACAAUACGGCACGAAAUGCACUGGGGACACCAUUUAGAGGUGUCUCCGGCUUCGAUGUGACACAGAAAUGGCGCGAUGAAUAUGGUGACCACGAUCAAGCUGUGACCGACCGCCGACUGUCGGAGUACCGCAAUAGACGCUACGAGCUACCUCCUGAAACUGUCGGCGAGAUGUUCCCAACCGCCACAUCCAGCCCCCAGUCAAUAGCCACCGUCGAGUCAGACAGCUCCGAGACCCAUGACUGGCCCGUCUCUUCGAAUCAUCCCACCCACGACUACUCCGAAGUGCCCGAACGCCCGUCGGAAGGGUCAGCAUCGGUUGACGAUGGGUCAGAGUCUGACGACGGAGAUCGCCCCCCAUAUCCACACGAUCGCGACUCUUACUGGGACGACGACUAUAUACCUACUCCCCAUCCUAUCCUCUCGAGGCGAGCACCAUCCCGUCGUGCCCGUCGACGUCAAACCAUGUAUCGACAUGAAGACGACUAUGAUCCGCCAUUCCAGCGAUCGUCCAGGCGGGGUCCAAGAAGAUCGCGCCAUGAGUCACGACCCAGCACGCGCAGAUCUCGCUCGGGCAGAUACUCUCGGCGGUAG